Molecule: messenger RNA, 568 nt
Organism: Frieseomelitta varia
Lineage: Eukaryota; Metazoa; Arthropoda; Insecta; Hymenoptera; Apidae
Product: 40S ribosomal protein S17-like
Exons: 3
Coding region: 94-489 (131 amino acids)
Biological process (GO): translation
Cellular component (GO): ribosome
Molecular function (GO): structural constituent of ribosome
Source: RefSeq, a predicted model, not a curated record
UGUAGAUUCUAGAUGUCUCUACUGUAGCUUUUGAAGUAAGUAGAACAACUAGUCUGUCUCUUCCAUUUUGGUGUGUCGUUCCGGGAUAUCAUCAUGAGUCGCGUCAGGACAAAGACGGUCAAAAAGGCCGCAAAACUCAUCAUUGAGAAAUACUAUACUCGACUAACUAUGGAUUUCCAUACAAAUAAAAGAAUAUGCGAAGAAAUCGCUAUUAUUCCCAGUAAAUCUCUAAGAAAUAAAAUCGCUGGAUUUGUUACGCACUUGAUGAAGCGUCUUAGACACAGUCAAGUACGUGGUAUUUCCAUUAAACUACAAGAAGAAGAAAGGGAACGCAGGGACAACUAUGUUCCUGAGGUGUCUGCUUUAGAGCAUGAUAUCAUAGAAGUUGAUCCAGAAACCAAGGAAAUGUUACAGAUGCUUGGUUUCAACAACAUUCCAGGCCUUCAACUCACACAAUCUCAAUUGCCACCAUAUAGCAGACGUUCUUAAAAUUUAUUUCUUUAUAUUAAAUAAGAUUGUUGGUAUUGCAUUUUUUAAUAAAAUUGCAAGCUGACACUUUAAAAAUUCA